GGCAAUUUGCGAGUGACGCCCCGACUGGCAGAAUCCGAACAGGCCAAAAGUGCUCUCUCCAAGAACAUCGGCUCUUCAAGCUCUGCAUUGGGCAUCUCAUCCACCCAUCUCCUUUUCCUUUUAUUUCCCUUUCCCUUCCCUACCCUUUUUAAUUUCUCACAGCAUGCGGCCGCAGUUGUUUCGUGCGGCCGCUCGGGCUGUCCGGGUCCCAGGAAUCAACAACCUGAGGUCCUUUGCGACGACAACCCCUCGCCUUGCCGAAGUGGAACUCACAAUUGGUAUGACUUCGUUAAUCUUCCAACUUUAUACUGUAUUAAAGUUGAUUGUUAUGGCUUUAGAUGGUAAAAAGGUAUCAGUAGAAGGUGAUUUGACCUUGGGCUACGACGUUCUAGCUCUCCCUGCUUACACCUUUCCACAGCCGGAUCAGCUCUUAUUCAAGCUUGCGAGAAAGCGGGCGCGACAAUUCCAAGGUAUGGAGGCGUCUAAUGAAGAUUAUUAAACAUUGCUAAUAAUAAUAAUCUCAAUAGAUACUGCUACCACGAGUGCGCUCAGCCCCCCCUAGAGUCCCGUUUAUAUCCGCUGCUAACAUCC
This is a messenger RNA of Aspergillus pseudotamarii, 591 nucleotides long. RefSeq lists its product as uncharacterized. NCBI's taxonomy places the organism in Eukaryota, Fungi, Ascomycota, Eurotiomycetes, Eurotiales, Aspergillaceae. The coding region runs from base 164 to 499 and encodes 111 amino acids. The transcript has a single exon. The record is from RefSeq and is a predicted model, not a curated record.